Penicillium angulare is the source of this 1179-nucleotide messenger RNA. RefSeq names its product putative sister chromatid cohesion protein Dcc1. The record is from RefSeq and is a predicted model, not a curated record. Gene Ontology annotation, cellular component: Ctf18 RFC-like complex; chromosome, centromeric region; chromatin. The coding region runs from base 1 to 1179 and encodes 392 amino acids. Gene Ontology annotation, biological process: maintenance of mitotic sister chromatid cohesion; mitotic sister chromatid cohesion. The transcript has 3 exons. Lineage: Eukaryota; Fungi; Ascomycota; Eurotiomycetes; Eurotiales; Aspergillaceae.
AUGACGACCCAAGAUUCACGAGGUAUUCUAUUCACGAAUACACAACCCCAACAAGGGUUCCGACUCCUCGAACUCCCACCAGAACUAGAUACCCUGUUAUCAGCAAAGGAUGCACCGAGCUUAGAACUAAAGUCACCCUCCGCUGCCCUGGCACAGGCGGUACCCGAUUCCAGCGCCCAGGAAUACGUCAACCUCUGCACCGCCGAUAAAACCUACCGUAUUCGCCAGGUCCAGUCAUCGAACUCCAUUCAUAUCAUACGUCCGAGUUUGGGACGUAUUUCACGGGCAGAUAUCAAGGUUGUAGAAGAGGAAGCUGGAGAAAGUGGUGCGCUGAAUCUACCCGAUGAUGCAGUGAGUGCUAUUGCAAAGUGCGGGUCAACAUUGGAGCUUCAUAUUCCGGAGGGUGGAUUCUCGGCUGUUCCGUUUCUUGAGAGGAGUCUACAGCUGUAUGAUAGGCGGGAUGGUGAUGAUGAUAUCAUGAUGGAUGAUAAUCAGGCGACGGGGGAUAUGGACUUGAUUGAGGUGCAGAGGCUGAGGGAUCAGGUGUGUGCUGAUAUUCCCGUUUCUACGGCGCAGUGCGAGGAUGGAUGGGUCGAUAUUUCUGCAUUUGUGUGUGCAUCGGCGGGAUGGAGGCCUUCGGCGCGAAUGCGUUUGAAUGUGUGGAAGCGUAUGAUGGAGGGGGCCAUUUUGCAGGGCAUUGAUCUGGAGAAGCAAUUCCUUGUUGGGGAUCUGUGGAAAUCUGUUCUGGAUGAUGACGAUGCGUCUGAGGCUCCGUUUCCGAGGGCAUUGCUUGAGGCGCUUGUCAGGAAGCUUUGUACGGCAGAUGAGCGACCACCUCUGGCGGACGAGAUUAAAUGGGCAAGCUUUGAUAAAGUCGAGUGUUCGCGCUGGGUAGGUGAGACCUAUCUUGCGGCCAUGGCACCUACAGCAUCUUCUGCCAUUGGACGAAGCGAAUUCCUACGUUCAUGGAAAGAUUCUCUCCCCGAAUCUUGGAGAAGCGAAGCGUCUUUAUCAAAAUUACAGGAUGGGGCUUAUCAAAGUCCCGAUCCUACGACAAUUUUCUUUGUGGAGCCUUCGCAACGCCAGCAUACUGCUAAAGCUUCUGCUGGCGCGGCGGCGGCAAAAGCCAAACCCACCAGGAACUGGCAUGAAUUGCUGAAAUCACAAAAGCGCAAUUGA